Symphalangus syndactylus (siamang) is the source of this 11014-nucleotide messenger RNA. It is a transcript of the gene ZNF627, whose product is annotated as zinc finger protein 627. The record is from RefSeq and is a predicted model, not a curated record. Gene Ontology annotation, cellular component: transcription regulator complex; chromatin; PcG protein complex. Gene Ontology annotation, biological process: regulation of transcription by RNA polymerase II. Lineage: Eukaryota; Metazoa; Chordata; Mammalia; Primates; Hylobatidae. Gene Ontology annotation, molecular function: RNA polymerase II cis-regulatory region sequence-specific DNA binding; DNA-binding transcription factor activity, RNA polymerase II-specific.
GGAGGGCAGGGCCUGCGCCUCCCUACGGAGCCUUUGUUUCUGGCGUCCGCCCCCACCCGAGCUCGCGUCUCCGUUUUUCCGAGAGGCCCAAGGUGUCUCCGCCGCAGCCUCUGUCGCGCCGUGACCUGUACAGGUCGCGGGAGUCAUAGGGAGGACGCCGGGACACCUGGAAGCCGAGAAAUGACUAGUGAAGUGAGAAAACUUAUCCCAAGGACAGGAAAACCCAUCCCAUUGAGGUGAUGCAAGAACCUGAAAAGCAAAAUGUACUUCAAGCAGGAUUCAGUGGCCUUUGAGGAUGUGGCUGUGAACUUCACCCUGGAAGAGUGGGCUUUGCUGGAUCCUUCCCAGAAGAAUCUCUACAGGGAUGUGAUGCGGGAAACCUUCAGGAACCUGGCUUCUAUAGGAAAACAAUGGGAAGACCAGAACAUUGAAGACCCAUUCAAAAUUCCCAGGAGAAAUAUAAGUCAUAUUCCAGAGAGACUCUGUGAAAGUAAAGAAGGUAGUCAAGGUGAAGAAACCUUCAGCCAGAUUCCAGAUGGUUUUCUGAACAAGAAAACUCCUGGAGUAAAACCAUGUGAAAGCAGUGUGCAUGGAGAAGUUGGCAUGGGUCCUUCAUCCCUUAAUAGGCACAUCAGAGAUCACACUGGACGUGAACCAAAUGAAUAUGAGGAAUAUGGAAAGAAGUCAUAUACACGUAACCAGUGUGGACGAGCCUUGAGUUAUCAUCGCUCUUUUCCAGUACGUGAAAGGACUCAUCCCGGAGGAAAGCCCUAUGAUUGUAAGGAAUGUGGAGAAACCUUUAUUUCUCUUGUAAGUAUUCGAAGACACAUGUUAACGCAUAGGGGAGGUGUACCUUACAAAUGUAAGGUGUGUGGGAAAGCCUUUGAUUAUCCCAGUUUAUUUCGUAUACAUGAAAGAAGUCACACUGGAGAGAAACCUUAUGAAUGCAAGCAAUGUGGGAAAGCCUUCAGUUGUUCCAGUUACAUUAGAAUACAUGAAAGGACUCACACUGGAGAUAAACCUUAUGAAUGCAAGCAGUGUGGGAAAGCUUUCAGUUGUUCCAAGUACAUUCGAAUCCAUGAACGAACUCACACAGGAGAGAAACCCUAUGAAUGUAAACAGUGCGGUAAAGCCUUUAGGUGCGCCAGUUCUGUUCGAAGUCACGAAAGGACUCACACCGGAGAGAAACUUUUUGAAUGUAAGGAAUGCGGGAAGGCUUUGACUUGUCUUGCAAGUGUUCGAAGACACAUGAUAAAGCACACUGGCAACGGACCUUAUAAAUGUAAGGUGUGUGGGAAAGCCUUUGAUUUCCCCAGUUCAUUUCGAAUCCAUGAAAGGACCCACACUGGAGAGAAACCCUAUGAUUGUAAGCAAUGUGGGAAAGCCUUCAGUUGUUCCAGUUCGUUUCGAAAACAUGAAAGAAUUCACACUGGAGAGAAACCCUAUAAAUGUACAAAAUGUGGGAAAGCCUUCAGUCGUUCCAGUUACUUCCGAAUCCAUGAAAGAACUCACACUGGAGAGAAACCCUAUGAAUGUAAGCAAUGUGGGAAAGCCUUCAGUCGAUCCACUUACUUUCGAGUACAUGAAAAAAUUCAUACUGGAGAGAAACCCUAUGAGAACCCUAGCCCUAACCCUUCAGUUGUUCCAGUUCUUUCAUGAGCAUGAAAGGAGUCACAUAGAGAAACCCCAUGAAAGUAAGAAAUUCGGGAAAGCCUUCAGUCCUUUCUAUUUCUUUCAACUACAUGAAAGGAUUCACAGUGGAGAAAGACCCUGUAAGAUAAUUGGCUUUAAAUUACGAGAGACUUGUGAUAGGACAGUAAAACCUAGAGUUGGAGUUAGAUCUCUGGAUUGUGUUACGUCAGUGCUGGUAGGUUAGGAACUAGAUUUCCCAGAAUCCAUUCCAUUUGUGAUUCCAUGAUACAAUUCACCAGUAACCGAUCUUACAUGAGAUUUGGAAGUAAGUUAAGAAGGCAUUAGUCAUGGUUUGGAAGCACCAUACAGGGAGACAGCCAUGUGAAUACAGGCUGUAUGGACACCUGCUUCCAUCCCAUUUUCCUGCUUCUUUGGGUUGCCAAUCAAGGGUAUCCUCAAAACGACUUAACUUUAAUUUUCUUGGAGGUGAUAUGUUUCCACACAGGUCUCCAGAAGCCCCACGUUGAAUAUCCAUCCACACUUUGGUUUUCCUUCAGACAUUAUUAUGUGUGUACUAGGCAACUAAUUCAGACUGUCCUGGUUGGGAAUAUUCUGUGAUGCUCUGACUCCCUUAGUCUGUAGACUGAAUUGGCAUAAGGUCUAAUUUGUGUAGUAAUCACCUUUGUUCAUACUAGUAGUGACUGUAUUCUUGAUUCAGCCUUAUAGCCACUAUGCUGCUGUCAAAACCAACCAGAGGGGAGCUUGUUCUUCUGCUGUACUGUGCAGUGACUGGCCUCAUCCAGGACUUUGAUGUGAGAAUAAGCACUUUCCUCUAUCAGGAAAUUUCAAGUGUUUCCUGUUACUCAUAGCUCAAUGUAAUGCCUCAGUUCAUUUUCAGUUGUUUGAUUAUACGUGACUAAUACGUAUUUUUUAUUCAAACAAGACUUCUGUACAUGUUUCUUCAAAGCAGUUUAUUAACUGUCUUCAGUCUUGGAUUACAUCAAGUUUAUAAUUUUGGCAAAUUGUUAAGACACUGUGAAGUCAGCGUUAACCAUGUGCAUACAACGUAAGGAAUUUUUUCCUCCUCGUGUAAAUUUUACUUUUCAUGCUUAGUUUCAACUUUUAUCUUCAAGUAAUUUCUCAUCUACUCAUAAUACCAAAAGUUAAGUCAUGCUGUUUUGUGCGCUCUCUUGCUAAAGACUGCAGAGACCAUACCUGUUGUCAAAGAGGGUAUAAUAAAUUGUAAUAAUAAUCAUGACCACAAACCAUAAAGGACUGUGUGAUGUAUCAGUAAGAGGGUGCUCAGAAGAAUUUCUUACAGGUUUUGUGCUUGUUAUAGGUUGGUUGAUUUUUUUUUUGAUAUAGAGUCUUGCUCUGUUGCCCAGGCUGGAGUGCAGUGGUGCGAUCUCAACUCACUGCAACCUCCACCUCCCAGGUUCAAGCAAUUCUCCUGCCUCAGCCUCCAGAGUAGCUGGGAUUUCAGGUGCGCACCACCACACCCGGCUAAUUUUUGUACUUUUAGUAGUGACGGGGUUUCACCAUGUUGGUCGGGCUGGUCUCGAACUCCUGACCUCGUGAUCCACCUGCCUCGGCCUCCCAAAGUGCUGGGAUUACAGGCAUGAGUCACCGUGCCUGGCCAGAUUGAUUGAUUUCUAUUCAGGGAAGCAAGAUGAUUCUCUGUAUUUGAUGCAGUGAUGAGGUAAACUUAAUUCUAAACUUGGUAAUCAUAAUUGUUCUUAUCCAGAAGGGAAAAGGAAUGGAGUGGAGGUAAACGUAAUUCAUGAGAAAUACCACUCAGUCAUAUUAGUGAGAAGAGGGGAAUUUUGGUCAUGUUUAUGAUUUGGAGCAUGCUGUCUUUCACCAGUUUUAAAGACAUGGUUACAGAAUGCCCUUUUUUUGUCUUGAUUCAUCAUAGCCACGUAGGAGCAUGGUCUCACAUUGCUGGUGUCUGACAUGUUUCUCUCCAACAGCGUAAGACUUGGCCUUGCAGUGAGGGGAGGCUGGCUCCUGGACUUGUGGACCAGUUUUUGCCUUACUUAUUCUCUGAACACUGAAGUAUUUCCUGUGAUGUACUGGACACUGUUUUCCAUUAUGUACCUCAGUUAAAAUAUGUAAAUUUACUUCUUAGCAAGCUGUAUAAUACUUUUAAAAAGCUCCUUUAUGAGUCUAAUGAGACUAAUAUAUCUAUGCAAAUUUUUGGAAUGCAAGCCUAGGAAGGAACAAAGUCAGCAUCAAUAUUCCAACCAAGCCUUUCUUGCUCCGAUAAUAUGCUUUUGUUUUUUUGUGUGUGUUUUUGUUUUUUUAGACAGAGUUUCACUCUUAUCACCCAGGCUGGAGUGCAGUGGCGCAAUCUUAACUCACUGCAACCUCUGCUUCCCGGGUUCAAGUGAUUCUCCUGCCUCAGCCUCCUGAGUAGCUGGGAUUACAGGUGCCCACCGUCACACCUGGCUAAUUUUUUUCAUAUUUUUAGUACAGACAGGGUUUCACCAUGUUGGCCAGGCUGAUCUCAAACUCCUGACUUCAGGUGAUCUGGCCGCAUCAGCCUCCUAAAGUGCUGGAAUGGAUUAUAGGUAUGAACCACUGUUCCUGGCAUAUAUGCUUUUGCUUCUAAUUUAUCAAUAGGCCUCUUAUGCCAGCACUACAGAGUAAAAACCAACAUGCAAAAGUCAGCUUUUUGUCUGUACACUUCCAUGGAACAAUCCAAUCACUUCAUUGAAGGUGUCCAGCAAGCUCUUGUUGAGAAAAUUCCUGUUGAAACUUCUCAGUGUCAAAAGCCCAGGUAUCACGGGAUAGAGUAAAUCAGCAACCAAACCAUGACUGUAUGUGGAGAUGGCAUAUUCAGCCCCAGAUAAUGUAUUCACAUGAGUGAAGGGUGGAGUCAUUGCCUGUCAGAUUCUACAGUCAUUUGGAUUAGAGAGGGCAAUACAGAGUUAGGUGCUACUGAAUCCAACCACUGACUCCUCCCUCGAAGGCAACACCCACAGUGAUAGUGUGGGCCACAGAGUAGAAACCCCACCAUGAACAUGACUCCAAAUGUGAUUUUCCCCAGGAUGCAGGUGCUGUGUUGGGAUGGCCAGUGAAGGUAGGGGACCUUGGAAGCACAGGGUGAGGGAGAUGAACAGGAUACAGCUGAGCCUGAUUAUUGGCCUUGACUGUGGGAGUAUCUUGAUGCUUCACAAACACCCCAGAGAGGACAUUAUAGCACAGGCUCAAAGAGUGUUCAUAAACCAGAAGGCCACCGCUUUUGGAAGGCAGUGAUGUGACUUUCUGUCUGAGUCCUGAUGCUGUAUUUAUAGCAUACACUGUUCUUCAUCUGAUUAGAAAAGCAAUGCUGGCCAGGCACAGUGGCUCACGCCUCUAAUCCCAGCACUUUGGGAGGCUGAGGCAGGCAGAUCACCUGAGGUCAGGAGUCCAAGACAAGCCUGACCUGCCUUGGACCUAUUGGACUGAACAAAGGGGAGCAAACGCAGGAAUAAAAGACGAGACAAAAGAGUAUAUUUGGAAGAAGGAUUGGGGGGCACCUUGCCUCUAGUGGACAAGGGCCCUGAGCUUUACACAGCCCUCCGUAUUUAUUAGGCAAAAGAAAUAGCAAGAAAAGCGGAGGUGAUUGUCGGGUAAUUGUCAGUUGGCCGUUUGGUUCACAGCAGGCUUGUGAGACUGCAUCCUUUGGACAAAACGCACUAAUUUUCUCAGUAGAUAACUUCAAGGUGCCCAGUGCCAGGGAGUGUUGUCCCUCAGCAAACCUUUUGGUGGCAGGGCAGUGAGUUUGCCCACAUCCUGCAUUCAUGAUAAACAGUUUGCUGUUUGAUCCCAUAUAGACUCCAGCGGAAUGCUGAGUUGGUCACGUCCCACGGGCCUUCAGCUCCCUGCAUAUCCCCCUUUUUGUUUAUGUAUUAAUUGAAAGAAUGUAAGGCCAGGCUGAGCAGCUCUCAUUAUCCGAUUGGCGGUCCAUCCAAUUUUACAGAAAACGUAGCAUUAGAACUGUGUCGUGACUCUGUUAGGCCUUCUCUCUAUCUUUGCACUCAGGCUCAGCUGGCUCAUGGCUCUUACUGGAGGGACCAGGCCCAUGGUUGGCCACCCUGGGUUCCUCCCAUCUCCUGUUCCAUGGUCGCACGCACCUUGAGGGCACCCACACGGUUUGUCCAUCUCCUGUAGAAACACAAGCAUACCCUCUUCCCCAAGUCAGUAAAUCCACUGGACUUUUCCAUUGCCCUUCUUCCAGGGAUUUCCAUAACACUUUCAGAUAAACUUUCCUCUUUUCGUCUAACACUUGCCAAUGUCUUUCUGCUGGAGUCUUACCAUCUGGACCAGGAGUCAAAAAUUUAAAGUAAAUAAGGCUAAAUGUAGUCUUGAUUGAGGUGGUAGUUGGCCUCCUAUACCCCCUUUUUGUUUUUUCAACAUGCGUUGUAAUGUUUGAUGUGCCCAUUCUAUAAUGCCUUGUCCUCUAGGAUUAUAAGGAAUUUAUUUCUAUUUUAUGGGUUAUAGCCCAAAGCUGUCAGAAAUCCUGGUGUCCUAGCCCUUUUCUAUAUGUUUUUUUUUUUUUUUUUACUAUAUGUUUUUUUACUAUAUGAAAAGCAUGGCCAGUAUAAGUGUUAGUUUUUAAUUGUUUAGGUAUUCCCAUAUGAGCAAAUGAUGACAGACGAUGUCACCAUACAUGACCAGCUGUCUCACCUGUUUGGCAUGUAGCAUGCAGCAUAUGAGAAUAAGUGAAAUAAAUUAAGUAGUUCUGGGUCUAGUGUACUUUUAACUGUAGCAGUUUCUAUGUGACUGGCUACAUUUACAACAUAAGCUGAAUCACAGACAAUGUUGAUAGGAUCUGAAGCUGUGAGCUGUAAAAACCUGAAUGACUGCAAUUAGCUCUGAGUGUUGAGCUGAAACCCCAGAGGUCAUUAUUGUUUUGGGACCUUUUUGGAAUAACAAAUACUGGAGAAUUCCAGGGGCUAACUGACUUUUCUUUUCUUUUUUUUUUUUUUUGAGACAGAGUCUCGCUCUGUUGCCCAGGCUGGAGUAAAGGUCUGCCUCCCGGGUUCACACCAUUCUCCUGCCUCAGCCUCCCGAGUAGCUGGGACUACAGGCACCCGCCACCACGCCCGGCUAUUUUUUUUGUAUUUUUAGUAGAGACGGGGUUUCACCGUGUUAGCCAGGAUGGUCUCGAUCUCCUGACCUCGUGAUCCGCCUGCCUCGGCCUCCCAAAGUGCUGGGAUUACAGGCGUGAGCCACCGUGCCCGGCCUGCUAACUGACUUUUCUAUAUGUCCUGCGUUCAAUUGCUCUUUUACCAACAGAUGAAGUUCAUCUAGCUUCUUUUGUGUUAGGGGCAUUGAUCCACCCACGCAGGUUUGUCACUGAGCCAUUCUAAUGGUAAGGCAGUGGGCAAAGGAGAAAUAUCAAAUAUCAAUGACCCCCAUCAGAAAUCCUGGUGUCCUAGCCCUUUUCUAUAUGUUUUUCCAGUUACUGAUAUCGGGUUAGGAUUUCAUUGUAGAAAUUUCCCUAAACCUUUUUCACUCAGAUAUCCUAUGUUCUUCAGCAUUUUAAAUCCUGGGUUAUCAAAGUUUUCAUUUGUAAGUCUCCUAUCCCAUGCUGUAAGUAAGUCUCGACCCCGUAAAUUGAUGGCUAUAUUUGCAACAUAAGGCUGCAAAGUCCAGAGCGAGCUUAAAGUUGUAAAAGUUCUUAAUAAAUAAACAGAGUAACCUGAUAGGCCGGGCGUGGUGGCUCACGCCUGUAAUCCCAGCACUUUGGGAGGCCGAGGCGAGCGGAUCACAAGGUCAGAAGAUUGAGACCAUCCUGGCUAACACAGUGAAACCCCGUCUCUACUAAAAAUACAAAAAAUUAGCCGGGUGAGGUGGCGGGCGCCUGUAGUCCCAGCUACUUAGGAGGCUGAGGCAGGAGAAUGGUGUGAACCCGGGAGGCGGAGCUUGCAGUAAGCGGAGAUCGCACCACUGCACUCCAGACUGAGUGACAGAGCGAGACUCCGUCUCAAAAAAAAUAAAAAAUAAAUAAACAGAGUGACCUUAGCUCUCUAAGUGCUAGUAAACUCAGAUCGAGUGAUUGAAUUAUGUGGUCUCUACUAGCCUGAGGCUUUUCCGUGUUUACCAGACCCAUCAGUAACAGUGUUAAAGCAUUAGGUAUGGGGGAGUGCAAUACCGCUUCGAAUUGCCUUUUACUUAAACGAAUCCUGAUGAUCAUCAGGGUCAUAACUUAGCAUUGGGACUGCAUUAAUCAUUAAGAUUGCUAGCUGAAAUAAGUAAUAAGUUUAAAAAAAUCUGAACGCAUCUCUGGAAGCAGAGACUUAAAUGAUAUACUUUGAUCAUGUGCUUAAAGCCACGGGUGGAAUAGCUUAAAUCUUGUCAUUGAGUUUUCCGGCUGACCAAGUUUAUGGACUUUAAUCUGGCAGUCUUGAAAACAGCGACUCACUGGCUGGGGAACUCAAUUUAGGACUCUUUUAGCAAGUACAAAUCACACUAUCUGUAAUCAGUGGGUAAGACCGUCAUUCAUGCAUAAGUUUUCACUACAGUUAACUUUUCUUCACUUUCUGAGAAGGACACAACAUUUUUACCUUCUAAUUUAACAAAUAUCAUUUAAUUAGGUUUAAAGUUCUCCUUUAAAGGAUAAUGUGUGGUUUUACAUGCCUAGCUUUUAAUUACUCAUUAACUAAUUCGUGGGCCCUCUGUAAUCUCUUUGCCUUCAGAGGUUACUGUUUUACUUAAAUUGAAUUUGGAAAGCUACGUCAGGGGUACGAGAGAGAUAACAGUGGCCAUUAUUAGAAAAGAGGUUUUUCAAAUUCUUACGUUUUACUUAAAUCUUAGCAGAGAAUCAUAGUCUGGGACGUACGUAACACAUGAAAUUUUGCUAUGGGCUGCCCACAGAGCCAGAGGGCUGCGGUGCAGGUCCUGGGCGGCGGCCGCAUUGUACUUCCUCAGGUUUUGCCUGUGUCUGCGCGGCUCCCUCCCUCCUUUGCCGGGGGUGGGUCAUGCUGCCCGCCUGGGCGGACCUUGUCGGCUUGGUCGCCGCGAGCUUUUCUGCUGCUGAGCCUUUUCUUCUGCCCACCGCUUCCUUGGUCGCGCGGUUUCGGCUUCUAAUGCCUUUUUUCUUUUUUUUUUUUUGAGACGGAGUAUUUGCUCUUGUUGCCCAGGCUGGAGUGCAAUGGCGCGAUCUCAGCUCACCGCAACCUCCGCCUUCCAGGUUCAAGCGAUUCUCCUGCCUCAGCCUCCCCAGUAGCUGGGAUUGCAGGCACGGGCCACCACGCCCGGCUAAUUUUGUAUUUUUAGUAGAGACAGGGUUUCUCCAUGUUGCUCAGGCUGGUUUCGAACUCCCGACCUCAGGUCAUCUGCCCGCCUUGGCCUCCCAAAGUGCUGGGAUUACAGGCAUGAGCCAUUGCGCCCGGCCUUUCUUAUCUUUUUAUAGACAUACACGUGCUUGCCUUGCCGAUUUUGCAUUACUGAGCAGGUUAAGAGCUCUCCUUCUAAUGCUGCCUGCUUAAGACAGGGAUUGAUAGCUGUAGCGUAUCAUCUGUCCUUUUUCCUAUCUAUUGGAGGAGGAGGCUUAGGUAAGACCUCUGUUUCCUCCUUGUUAUUUUGGCCCAGUGAUAUUGGGGCUGAGGGAAGAGAAGGUGAUAAGGCAGGUGACGUUUUUUCCUCCUUCCUCUUUUUAGGUUCUUCUGUGUGUAACUGAGCCAGGACUGCUCUAAUUAAAGCCCAUAACGUUAAAGAUUUUACUGGGACCUGACGCCUUUGCACCUGAUGUUGUUUAAGAUUUCUCCCCACUCGUUCCCAGAGUUCUAAGCCUAGCGUUCCUUCUUCCGGGAACCAUGGGCUUUGUACUCCAUUAUUGACCAUACUAGUUUUUAAUUCCUUCAACAACUUAAAUUCUAGUGGGGUGUGUUCAUGAAUAAACUGCUGUGGAUUAUUUGAAUCGGGCCUUACGGAAAUAGGAAAAGCGCAAGAUCCUAAAGGGCUCUCCAGCUAUGGCAGCACAGUGUAAAAUUAUUGGGGUCUCUAUUUCUGCUACUGAAGGAAGCGGUACAGAUGUUUCAGCAAUUGGAGGAGGCGAUAUAGGCCAAUUUUUAUCCUCCCUCACCUGUUUUUUAUUUUCAGUUGGCGCUGUGGGUGGGACAACAGAUUCUUUCAGAUUUUUAGACUCAGCCUGCUGUCCCGCAGAAUAAUAAGGAGAUAAUGGCAGAGGUACAGUAUGAACUAAACUCCAAGUGGAGAAAACUGAAGAAUCAACUUUAAAACCUUUUUGAUGAGCCUGUUUUAAUCCUUCUUCUGCUCUGUCCCAAUUUUCCACAUAAAGAGUGUCUGUCUGUGGAAACCAUGGGUGAUGCGUUAAUAACCGUUUGUGGCUUCUGCAGGAGGUUAGUUAGUGCCUGCGAAUUAACCUGAGCUCCAGACUGUCUCAACAGAACUUUAAGCAAGUGCACAUAAGGUUUUUCUUCAGUAGACAAAUUUUUCCCCUUGUUACCCUGAUUCAGAAAACUUCCCCUUCCCAGUACUUCUUUAAAGCACUGCCCCCAGUACGUCUUUAGGGCACUGUUAUAUACGCAGGCUCGUCCUGGAGUCCCCGUGCAUCUUGUCAAUUUCAGUUCCUCUGCUCCAGCAGACCUUCUUCGUUCACGUCCUCGUAGUCCCGUGUUCGGACUGUCGCCUGUUCGAGUGCCACUUAUAGAGCUCCCGAUCCUGUCGCUGUUUGGGGUGCCAUUAUGUAACUCGCACGGACCUAGGGAGACUGAACAAAGGGGGUCGAACGUGGGAAUAAAAGACAAGAGACGAAAGAGUAUAUUUGGAAGAAGGGGUGGGGGCGGCACCUUGCCUCUAGUGGACAAGGGCCCCGAGCUUUACACAGCCCUCUGUAUUUAUUAGGCAAAAGAGAUAGCGAGAAAAGCGGGAGUGAUUGUCGGGUAAUUGUCAGUUGGCCGUUUGGUUCUGUUUGGUUCACAGCACGCUUGUGAGACUGCAUCCUUUGGACAAUAGGCACUAAUUUUCUCAGCAGAUAACUUCAAGGAGGCCAGUGCCAGGGAGUGAUGUCCCUCAGCAAACCUUUUGGUGGCAGGGCAGUGUGAGUUUUCCCACAACGUGCAUUCAUGAUAAACAGUUUGCUGUUUGAUUAUAUAGGCUCCUCCGGAAUGCUGAGUUUGUCCUGUCCCAGGGGUCUUUGGCUCCGUGCGCUGACCAUCAUGGAGAAACCCCGCCUCUACUAAAAAUACAAAAUUAGCCAGGUGUGGUGGCGUACGCCUGUAAUCCCCACUACUUGGGAGGCUGUGGCAGGAGAAUCGCUUGGACUCUGGAGGUGGAGGUUGCGGUGAGCUGUGAUCACGCCAUUGCACUCCAGCCUAGGCAAAAAAAGGGAAAUUAUGUCUCAAAAAAAAAAAAAAAAGAAAAAAGAAAA